AUGUCUGCCUUCCCUUCCGACAUGCCAUCAAACUCCGGCGCCAGCUUCGACGAACGCCGGUGGGUCAUUCACGUCCGCCAGAGCCUGGACGAGGAGAUUGAAGAAGAGUCCGAAACCCCCGUCAGCAUUUUCAGCGUACCCAAGAAUUUAAUGGUGGCUGAUCCGGACUCCUACGUUCCCCAACUGGUGGCCAUCGGCCCGUACCAUUACUGGCGCCCGGAGCUCUACGAUAUGGAGAGGUACAAGCUCGCCGCCGCCAAGAGAACUCAGAAGAAUUUGCACACUUUCAAGUUCCACCAUCUUGUUGAUCAGGUGACCAAAUAUGAACAUAGGAUUCGAGCACACUACCACAAGUUCUUGAAUUUCAACUGCGAAACUCUGGGGUGGAUGGUGGCGGUGGACGCUUCGUUCUUGCUGGAGUUUCUUCAGGUAUACGCAGCUCAAGAAGGGAAGGUUCGGACUGGGGUUUCAUCAAGAAUGUCGCAUUUGGUGGACAUUUCCGGGAGAAAAUCUGCCCACAACGCCAUUCUCAGGGACAUGUUAAUGCUUGAGAAUCAAAUCCCAUUGUUUGUGCUGCGAAAAAUGCUGGAAUUUCAGUCCUCUUCUUUGGAGGUGGCAAACAACACGUUGAUGUGCAUGCUGAUUGGGUUCUGCAAAGAGGUUUCCCCAUUCAAGAUGGUGGAAGUAUUGCCCAAAGUGGAGAUCAAAGAUUGUGCACAUUUGCUAGACGUUGUGUACCAUUUAAUCGUGCCCAAAUGUGAAGGUUGCACCACAGAAAUAACCGAGGAAGGUGACGGCGGAAUGACCCCAAUAACCGACCACGGCGAAAACACAUCUUUCGGACAACCUAGUUCUGUCCGACAGCUCGCCGACGAGGUUUGGAAAAUAGUUGUGAAGAUACACAAAGGCCCGGCACGUUUGAUCAAGAGAGUUGUGUUGUCGAGGCCUGUUAAGGUUAUGUUGAAGCUGCCAUGGAAAUUGCUGUCGAAUCUCCCUGGGCUAAAGUUUGUACUACAACCCAUUGCUUACUUGUGCCUCUAUCAAGAGAAAGACAACGGUAAACCGGAAAGCGAAAACCCGCCGGACUCCGACAAGCCUCCGUUAGUAGAGGAAAUCGCUAUCCCGUCGGUGACUGAGCUCUUCGAAGCUGGAGUAAGUUUUGUUCCCACCAAGGAAGGAAUAGCCAGCAUUUGCUUCGACGACAAAAAGGUGGCGCUUUAUCUCCCCCGCAUUAGUCUAGACUUAAACACCGAGGUAUUGUUAAGGAAUCUUGUAGCAUAUGAGGCCUGUAAUGCUUCAGGGCCCGUAGUAUUUACCCGUUAUACUGAGUUAAUGAAUGGGAUUAUUGAUACGGAAGAGGAUGCGAGGGUGCUAAGGGAGAGAGGGAUAAUUUUGAACCGAUUGAAGAGUGAUGGGGAUGUGGCUAAGUUGUGGAAUGGAAUGAGCAGAUCGGUGAGGUUGACCAAAGUGCCCUUCUUGGAUAAGGCAAUUGAAGAUGUGAACAAGUAUUACAAUGGGAGAUGGAAGGUUAAAAUGGGAAACCUCAUGAAGGAAUAUGUGUUUGAGUCAUGGCGGUUCCUCACACUCUUGGCUGCAAUUAUGCUCUUGCUUUUGAUGAGUCUGCAGGCAAUUUGUUCAGUUUAUAGUUGUGCUCGUCUUUUCCAUCUUAAUACUAAUAGUACGAGUACUAGUCGAUCGUGACUGAAAAUUCUGCUUAUCGAUCAAUACGAGAU
Ipomoea nil (Japanese morning glory) is the source of this 1733-nucleotide messenger RNA. RefSeq names its product putative UPF0481 protein At3g02645. NCBI's taxonomy places the organism in Eukaryota, Viridiplantae, Streptophyta, Magnoliopsida, Solanales, Convolvulaceae. The coding region runs from base 1 to 1701 and encodes 566 amino acids. The record is from RefSeq and is a predicted model, not a curated record. The transcript is spliced from 3 exons.